Maylandia zebra (zebra mbuna) is the source of this 2473-nucleotide messenger RNA. RefSeq names its product solute carrier family 25 member 24, like (gene slc25a24l). Gene Ontology annotation, molecular function: calcium ion binding. Lineage: Eukaryota; Metazoa; Chordata; Actinopteri; Cichliformes; Cichlidae. Gene Ontology annotation, biological process: transmembrane transport. The record is from RefSeq and is a predicted model, not a curated record.
CAGGAAACUGUUCAAAGAGAUCAUGAAUCAAGUAAGAAGAAGGAUCAUUUCCCCACAGAUUUUUAUACAGCCUGACUUCUUUCAUUGCAACUAGAGGAGUCUCCCCCUGCUGGUCAUCAGCAAGAAUGCAGGUUUAAGGCACUAUAGCAUAUUAUCCAAGAUAGAAGCUACAUCUGUCUUUUAGAUUUCUGAUUAAUCUUCAACAGACUUUAAAAUUUAGUUUAAUUCUGCUUCCACAAAACAAUCUUAAAGGCUAUUUUCAGAGCCCUGAACCACUUGAACUCUCCGGAUUAGUCUUCAUCAAGAGAAGGAAGUUUGAUCAGCAUCAAGUGAUUACAGGUGGUCAUAAUUUCCAUGUUGAAAGACUAAAUGGCUUCAGGUAUCAUUCUGUCUGUGUGCUUUUUUAUUUUUAAUUGGGUUGCCCACAUUUUCUUCUUAACAAGAGUCUCAUUGUGAUUGGAAACUGAUUGAAAGGCAGCUUAAUUAUAGCAUGCACAGCUGAUCUGCUGGUAGUGGUCAUAAAUUCAGAGAUGUGGAGGUUAUAUCUCUCACUGUGUGCUGAGGGGGAGGAACCACAUAAAUGAAGGUGGCCUCUCCUGCAGCCACAGCGCCCCCUGGUGUUCCUUAGAGGAAGUGAGUUUUACAAAAACCGCUGAUAGAAGCUCUCUCUCUGCCAGUGAGUCAGCGCCUCUGCAGAGCUGCAGGUCAAUCAUCUCUGGUGAUAAUGAAUGAAUGUUUUAAAAUCUCCUUUAAAAGGUCCUGCAACGAAUAAAAGGUUUUAAAGGUUUUUUCUGUUUGCAUCUGGAAAAUUUUACUGCUUUUCUGCAUGAACCAUGGAUCAGUUUCGUGGAUUAUUUAGUAAACUGGACCAAAAUGAGGAUGGAUUCGUUUCUGUGGCGGAGCUACAAGACGAAAUGAGGAAGCAUGGUAUUAUCUCAGCGGAUGGGAAGGUCCAGAGUAUCGUCGAGUCUUAUGACAGAGACAAAGAUGGCCUGCUGGAUUAUCAAGAGUUCCUCAGCUACAUGAUGGACAGAGAGAGGAAGUGGAAAAUUCACUUUCAUGACCUUGAUAAGAAUAAUUGUGGAUUCAUUGACCAGGAGGACAUCAUAUGUUUGUUUAAGGAGUUAGGAGUGGUCAUUUCAAAGCCGAAUGCAAAAAAAAUUAUACAAAUGAUGGAUAAGGACAACUCGAUGACGGUGGAUUGGGAUGAAUUCUUGCACCACAUCAUCCUCAACCCUGUGGAUAACAUCGGGGAGCUAGUGUCCUCAUGGAAACACAGUUUGGUGUUUGAUGUCGGGGAGAGCCGCGGGAUCCCCAUUGAGUUCCCUGAAGAAGCGUCAGGCUUCAGUGCUUGGAGGACAUUUGUUAUGUCAGCAGGACUGGCGGAUGCUGUGUCCCGGACCAUGACGGCACCCAUAGACCGCCUUAAAACACAACUUCAGGUGUAUGGAUCCAAGGCCUUCUCCCAGGGUUUUCAGGAGAUGAGAGGAGGUGGUUUGCGGUCAAUGUGGCAAGGCAAUGCUGUCAACGUGCUGAAAGGAACGCCACAGUCGACACUUCAGUGUCUUAUCUACGCCCAGAUGAAGGUCUACACCCAAAACAGGACCCAGCAGACUCUGACAGUGCAGCAGCGUUUCGGGUUGGGCUGCAUCUCUGGAGCUGUGGCUCACGCUGUCUUCUACCCCUUAGAGGUGCUGAAGGUGAGGCUGAACCUGCAGCAGGCUGGCACUUACCAUGGUGUUGCAGUGUGUGCCCGAUCCAUUUAUAGAAGCGAGUCUUUGUCUUCCUUUUACAGAGGAUUCAAGCCCAGCAUCCUCUGUAUGAUCCCCUAUGCAGGUGUGGAGUGUGCUGUUCAUCAGUCAAUCAUGAGCUGGGCAAAAAGCGAUCCCGCCUACAACAGUGACUCCAAACUGUUUUUCUUCAGCUUUGUGGCGUUCGCUUCUGGACAAAUCACCAGUUACCCGCUGGCGGUGAUCCGAACUCAGCAGCAAGCGCAGGCUUUCAGAUCAGAUUCACGGCCAGCCUCGGGUGUAUUACCGGGACUGAUUGGGAUAUAUGAAAGAUAUGGAAUUAAAGGAUAUUAUAAUGGCAUGGGAGCCAGCUUCGUCAGGGCGAUACCGUGUGCCUUAAUGAACUACACUCUGACUAGAAAAUUUGAAAAUGUUUUUUCCUCCUUGGAGUCUUGAGGAAAUUAGAAAAAAAGCAAAAGCUGUGAGUUUUAUUUUUGUUAAUUAUCCAAACACAUGUCUGAAAAAAAUGCCUGAGAUGUGAAAUGAGGUCAAUCACGAAGUUAUGGUUAACUCUGCAGGAUUUGCUUUGUUAUAUUUUCUGUUGACCACGAGCAUGGAACCAUAAUCUGACUGACUUUAAAUAUGUAAUAACCAAGAGUAACAGCUGGCUACUCGACAUGCUCUUUUAAAAUAAGAAAAUAUGUUGUUGUGUUGACUGUAUAAUAAAAUGAUACUUCAUAGCA